Molecule: messenger RNA, 1194 nt
Organism: Orbilia oligospora ATCC 24927
Lineage: Eukaryota; Fungi; Ascomycota; Orbiliomycetes; Orbiliales; Orbiliaceae
Exons: 4
Coding region: 1-1194 (397 amino acids)
Biological process (GO): transmembrane transport
Source: RefSeq, a predicted model, not a curated record
AUGAACGUUAGCAUGCCGCAGUCCCACGAUGGACCACCGUUAUUAUCCCCGUUAAAACCAGAAAAGGAUUCCAAGAAUGCUCCUAUACAAGCUCCGAGACGAAAGGAGCAGUCUCUGGAUUUUCUCAUCCGUAGUGGUCUAGCCGGUGGCGUUGCCGGUUGCACUGCAAAAACUCUCAUCGCUCCUCUCGAUCGUGUAAAAAUCCUUUUCCAGACAUCGUCUCCGCAGUUUCAGAAAUACACCGGUUCCUGGUUCGGCUUCGGAAAUGCGGUGCGCAACAUCUACCACCAGGAUGGGUUCAUCGGACUAUUUAGAGGGCACUCUAUGACCCUGGUUCGAGUGUUUCCCUACGCUGCUAUCAAAUUUUUAGCAUACGAGCAGUAUCGAGCGAUAUUGAUUUCAAGCAAGGAGCAUGAGACGGUGGUCAGACGGUUAUUGAGUGGUUCAUUGGCUGGCGUGACGUCCGUAUUUUUUACCUAUCCACUCGAAUUGACCCGUGUCCGUCUGGCGUACGAAACGAAAAAGAAUUACAAAACCUCGAUCACCACUAUAUUCCGUCAAAUCUACCAGGAACCGCCACCGUCUCGAAGAUCAUUCUCAUCCAAUUUGCAAUCCGCAAAUGCAGCCUAUAAUAUCGCCCGAUCCGCUGCUGCAACAGCUUCCGAUGCUUCAGCUGCAACAUACGAUGCUCUUCCCCAACAAGUCAGGUCUCCUUUGUCUGGUAUCGCAAAUUUCUACCGCGGCUUCUUCCCGACGAUUCUUGGCAUUUUGCCAUACGCUGGAUGUUCUUUCCUUGCCCACGAUUUAAUGGGCGACCUUCUCCGUUCUCCUGAUUUCGAAAAAUACUGCGUUAGGCCAAAUACCGGGGUGGCAUCUGAUAGCAAGGAGCCGUACAGCCACUCCCAGCGAUCAAAACUUACGACUCCAGCACAAUUGUUCGCAGGUGGUGUUGCAGGAUUGGUGGGACAAACCGCCAGUUAUCCGCUUGAGAUUAUUAGAAGACGGAUGCAAGUCGGUGGAGCCGUAGGCGAUGGCAGAGCUUUCAAUGUCGCAGAGACUGCGAAGAUGAUAUUUAGAGAAAGAGGAUUCAGAGGCUUUUAUAUUGGGUUGAGUAUCGGUUUUGUCAAGAUUGUGCCGAUGACUGCAACAUCUUUCUUGGUAUGGGAGAGGAGUAAAUCUUGGCUUGGGAUAUAG